AUGGCAGACAUCUACCGGUCGGAGCGCCUCGCCUACAUCCCAAUAGAGCAAAACAAGGAAUGCGAUGACUUCCUAUACCAGCUACUGAAAGAACCAGCGGCAGUCAACUUCGACCCCGCGCUGCCGGUCGGCACGAUGCGCUCAAGCAUCGAAGCCGUCACGGGGUCAAUAAGCUCAGCCACAUUGAUAACCAUGUACAUCUGCCUGCCGGGCCCAGAUCCCGAACCGGUACCGGUCGGCAUUAUCGCCCUGAACAGGUCGGCGCCGAACAAGGCGCAGCACGGCAACACGUACAUGAGUCUCAUGGUCGCGCAGGCGCAAUAG
Molecule: messenger RNA, 324 nt
Organism: Anthostomella pinea
Lineage: Eukaryota; Fungi; Ascomycota; Sordariomycetes; Xylariales; Xylariaceae
Source: the annotation of a GenBank genome assembly